Daucus carota subsp. sativus is the source of this 1155-nucleotide messenger RNA. RefSeq names its product ethylene-responsive transcription factor ERF017. Lineage: Eukaryota; Viridiplantae; Streptophyta; Magnoliopsida; Apiales; Apiaceae. Gene Ontology annotation, molecular function: DNA-binding transcription factor activity; DNA binding. The record is from RefSeq and is a predicted model, not a curated record. Gene Ontology annotation, biological process: regulation of DNA-templated transcription. Bases 92 to 862 code for a protein of 256 amino acids. The transcript has a single exon.
UUCGAAUUCACAAAAAAUAAUCCUCCUUCCCUCGUCGUUAUAUAAUUAUACACGAGGCCUGUCAAUAGAUCGGGUUCGGGUUUUAACUCUGAUGGUGAAACCAACAAUGACGGAUAAAGCAAGAGAGUAUUCUAGUACUACUCCUUCAUGUGGAACUAGUGAAGCUCACAAGUAUAACCAUUUACUAGCUCCGGUAAAAUCAUCGGAAGCCGAGAAGAAUUCCGCGACAUCAUCGUCGUCAUGCAAGUAUAGAGGAGUUCGGAAACGGAACUGGGGAAAAUGGGUGUCCGAAAUUCGGAUGCCGAAUAGUAGAGAAAGAAUCUGGUUAGGCUCAUUCGACUCGGCGGAAAAGGCCGCACGAGCAUUCGAUGCAGCUCUCUAUUGUCUCCGAGGCCCGAAUGCAAAUUUCAACUUCCCGAACACACCACCAGAAAUUCCAGGCGGUCGGUCUUUAACACCAGCGGAAAUUCAAGCAGCGGCUACUCAGUUUGCGAAUUCGGGUGAGCCGAGUUUAAAUAAUUGCGCUCCCGGAUUACCGGAAGCAGAGUCGGCCUCUCCAUCUCCCUCGCCAUCACCGUCCCAGUCACAGUCACAAUCACCUACUUAUGGAGCUACGGAUUUAAAUAUGAAUAUGAAUAUGAAUAUGGAUGGGACUGAGACAUCCGUUUUCGAUCAGUAUUCGACAAUGGGUCCGGGCUGGACCGAAAACGGGGUCCCUGAUUUCGGUAUUUUUCCGGGGUUCGAUGAUCUUUCGAAUGAAUUUUACAUGCCAUCGCAGUUGAAUAAUGGUGCUGAUUAUCAAGAUGUGGAAGAACAGUGUGAAUAUACUACAUAUCAAGAAUCAUUUCUUUGGAAUUUUUGAUACGGAUGACCUGGGUUUAAUUUCCGGCUGCUGUCAACUAGAAAUAUAUAUGAAACCACAUAUAUUUUCUGGGGACGAAGCUAGUUAUCACAUGACGUAUAUUUUUUGACUUUUACUAAAUUAGUAAGGGUUUGGCCGAAUAUAAAACUUUAAUUAUGAAGUUAAAGCUAUUGUACUUAGGUUUUUUUUGGUUUCUCGACCAAUAAUUAAUCUAUAUUUUUCUGAUUGGUUAUAUCAUUUUAUGUUGUAACUGAUAAGUUUUCUGUGCAAUUAAUUGAAUUAUUAUUAUUAUU